Molecule: messenger RNA, 620 nt
Organism: Aphanomyces astaci
Lineage: Eukaryota; Oomycota; Saprolegniomycetes; Saprolegniales; Verrucalvaceae
Exons: 1
Coding region: 36-545 (169 amino acids)
Source: RefSeq, a predicted model, not a curated record
UGCGAUCUAUUAUUGCUAUUGUCUGGUCGACCUCGAUGAGCAGCGCCAACAAGCUUGCGGGCCUGGUAGCCAAGAUCAACCAAAGCGGCCUGCCAUCGUUCCUACGGGAGAGUGCGCUCAGUCUGGCCUUCAACAGCCAGGUAAAGAUGGCGGGUGUUGCGGGCAUUCACAUUGAAUCAUUGACCGAAAGCCAAAGCGUGUUGCACCUGAAGAACAGGUUCCGCGUCCAGAACCACAUCGGUGGUGUCCACGCAUGUGGCAUGGCCCUCCUCGCUGAAUCGGCGUCGGGUGUUGUGUUUGGAGUGAACGUCAAGGACACGCACUUGCCGCUGCUCAAGUCCAUGUCCAUCAACUACGUCAAACGCGCCCAUGGUGAUCUCAAAGCUGUGGCCACGUUGACGCCUGAGCAACGGGAAGCCAUUCAACGUGAUGAUAAAGGCAACCUCGUCGUUGACGUCGUCCUCACAGAUGAGAAGGGCGAACAACCGGUGGAAUGUCAGAUGACGUGGGCGUGGACGCCGAAGAAACGAUCGACUAAACCGUAGUGUGCUUAUAAAAGACACCAACUCUACAAUUAAACAAUACUAGCGAUCUAUGUAGUAGUACUACAUACAGUGUGA